This is a messenger RNA of Penicillium odoratum, 408 nucleotides long. RefSeq lists its product as uncharacterized. Lineage: Eukaryota; Fungi; Ascomycota; Eurotiomycetes; Eurotiales; Aspergillaceae. The record is from RefSeq and is a predicted model, not a curated record. The transcript has 3 exons. Bases 1 to 408 code for a protein of 135 amino acids.
AUGGGCCUAGCCUGCAUUUCUCAGUCGGGAGACAACCUUGGAAGCGGCUUCAAUUUGUUCACGGUCUUCCAAAUGUCAUAUGCCUCCAUUUACUGGGUUGAUCACCUUCAGGAUAGCGGGUGUGGACAAGCAUUGAUCUCUAAUUUUGAGGAGGGAGGCGUAGUGGAUAUAUUUCUACAACAAAAGUAUAUUCACUGGCUAUUGAGAAGCAUUAAGUAUUAUGGAACAUGUCUCGAAAGGUAUAAUGGCGAUCAAGCAGAAUCAGAUACCUUUCGAAGUCGAGUUCAGGAUGUCUGUCGAUUCAUCAAAUUCCAUAGAGUGGCCAUUGAGAGCAGUCCUCUUCAAAUAUAUGCCUCAUGCCUUAUCUUCAGCCCAGUGAACAGUCUUACAAGGAUUUGCUAUCAAUGA